AUGGUUGCGUUCAACAACAUGAGCGUUACCUUUGGCCAGCUGCUUGCAAGUGCCCUAGGUGCUGGCUUUGCUCAAGUCAAAGGUGAGUGGUGGCGAGCCACUGUCGGCAUUGGAGCCGCUCCUGCCCUUAUACUCGCGGGACUUCUUGUGUUUUGCCCAGAGUCACCUAGGCAGCUUGUAUCUCAUGGAAAUCAUGAAGCAGCGAAAGCUGUUCUGCUUCGGAUUUGCCCCACAUCAACUGAGGAGCAACGGCAUGCCAAGAUCAUGUCAAUUGAACUAUCGCUUAAUGAAGCUACUCAGGCUAUGACUGAACAGUCUCUCUGGGUUACCUUCAAGCGUAUCUUCACCACUCCUGCUACUGGCCGUGCCGUCUUGACCGCAUGCAUGGUCAUGGCCAUCAGUCAACUGGGCGGAUUCAAUACUCUGAUCGGUUGGAAUUACGUGUCAGCUACGAACUUUGUCUUCUCAAUCGUGAAUAUUGUUCUUGUGGACCGACUCGGACGAAGAAUCAUUCUAACAGUCACCGUGCUGGGAAUGGCCAUCUAUAUGAUGGUUGCAGCAGCCGUAACCUUCAGCUACAUUCCCGUGAACACAAGCACCCUGGAGCUGGAGACAGAUCAGGUUGGCUGGCCGGGCCCUGUAGUACUUGUUGCUAUUAUUGGUUAUGUCGCCUGCUUUUCCUCAGGUGUCGCUACCAUUGCAUGGAUCGGCACGGAGCUAAUUCCCCUCGAGGUCAGAGCACUGGGAACGAUGCUGAACACGGUGACAUGCUGGAGUACCAACAUCAUUAUUGCUUCGACCUUCCUGUCAAUGAUGAAGAAUUGGACGCCUAGCGGCGCUUUUGGAUUUUACACCGGAAUGUGUUUUGUUGGCUGGUUGUUCGUCAUCUUCUUCUACCCCGAGUGCAAAGGCAUGCCAUUGGAGGCUGUCAGGGAGGUUAUCAGCCAUGGAUUUGGUGUCGGCUAUUCGAAGAAAUGGCAGAAGUAA
Molecule: messenger RNA, 987 nt
Organism: Penicillium subrubescens
Lineage: Eukaryota; Fungi; Ascomycota; Eurotiomycetes; Eurotiales; Aspergillaceae
Exons: 3
Coding region: 1-987 (328 amino acids)
Biological process (GO): transmembrane transport
Cellular component (GO): membrane
Molecular function (GO): myo-inositol:proton symporter activity
Source: RefSeq, a predicted model, not a curated record